AUGAGUGCCGCUAAUGUCCCCGCCGCCGCCAAUCCAGCACCGCCGCCUGUGCUGAAGAAAGGCAUCGUGAAGCAGAUUCUCUCCGGUGACUCGUUGAUCCUCCGUGAUAAACCCGUGAAUGGACCGCCACGAGAGAAGCAGCUCAACUUUGCUGGCGUUGUCGCACCCAAGCUUGCCCGCCGACCAACCAACGGAUCGAGUGACGGUUCGAAGGACCAACCCUACGCCUGGGAAUCCCGCGAGUACCUGCGCCAGCGGUUGAUCGGCCAGGAAGUGUGGUUCUACUCGGAAAAGCCGCCGAACGCGACCCGCGAGUAUGGCUACGUCAAGCUGGGCAAGGACCUCAACUCGGAGAACAUCGUUGAGUCGAUCGUAUCCGAAGGUUUGGUGACGGUGCGGCGUGACAGCGUGCGCCAAACGCCCGAACACGCCCGCCUAAUCGAGCUGGAGGAUGCUGCUCGUCGAGCACGCAAGGGUCUCUGGAGCGAUGCACCGGAAGGUGAACACGUGCGUAACAUUGUGUGGAACAUCGACAACCCGAAGCAGUUCGUCGAUCAGCACGGUGGUCAACUGAUCAAGGCGAUCAUUGAGCAUGUGCGCGACGGCUCCACGGUGCGUGCCUUCCUCAUGCCGAACCCGCGCGUCUUCCAGCACGUAACGCUCAUGAUGUCCGGUAUCCGCUGUCCCGGGUUCAAGCUGGACUCCGAGGGCAAACCGGACAACACGACCGAGGUGCCGUAUGCGGAGGAGGCCCGCUUCCACGUGGAAAGUCGACUGCUGCAGCGCGACGUUAAGAUUCGGCUCGAAUCGAACAGCAAUACGAACUUCCUCGGAACGAUCCUCUGCCCGGAAGGUAACAUUGCUGAAUCACUGCUGCGCAACGGGUUUGCCAAGUGCGUCGAAUGGAGCAUACCGUACGUUAAGGAGGGCAUCGACCGAUUGCGUGCCUCCGAACGGGAGGCCAAGGUUGGCCGGCUACGCCUGUGGAAGGAUUAUAAACCUCCGGCGGCAUUGGCGAACACCAAGGACAAGGAGCUGGUGGGCACGGUGAUGGAGGUGUUCAACGGUGAUGCCAUCUCGGUGAAGGUGGGCACCAUCACGAAGAAGGUGUUCUUCUCAUCGAUCCGGCCACCCCGCCCGAAGGAGGAUGAUGGUCCGCGGGCGAAGAACUCGCGCCCCCUGUACGACAUUCCCUACAUGUUCGAGGCACGUGAAUUCCUGCGCAAGAAGCUGAUCGGCAAACGAGUAACGUGUACGCUCGACUAUGUUGCACCUGCCCGCGAUAACUACCCGGAGAAGUACUGCUACACGGUGCGGCUGGAUGACCAGAACGUCGCUGAAGCAAUGCUGGAGAAGGGUCUCGCCACGGUGAUCAACUAUCGCCAGGACGAUGAGCAGCGUUCGCCUGAAUACGACAAAUUGCGCGCCGCACAGGAACAAGCGAUCAAGGGCCAGAAGGGUAUGCACGCGAAGAAGCAAACCCCGUCGCAUCGUAUCAACGAUCUGACCACGGAUCAUUCCCGCAUCAAGCAUCACUAUCUGCCCUCGUGGCAACGUGCCCUGCGUACCGAGGCGCUCGUUGAGUUCGUGGCGAGUGGAUCCCGCCUGAGGAUCUACUGUCCGAAGGAAAGCUGUCUGGUAACAUUCCUGCUCGCCGGUAUCAGUUGUCGCCGUUCGUCUCGUCCCGCGAUCGGUGGUGCACCGGCCCAGGAAGCGGAACCGUACGGUGACGAAGCGUUGCAAUUCACCCGCGAGAAGGUUCUGCAGCGAGACGUGAGCGUUAAGAUUGAUACCACCGACAAGCAGGCGACUAGCGUGAUCGGUUGGCUGUUCACCGAGCAUAACAUCAAUCUGUCGGUGGCACUCGUCGAGGAGGGUCUGGCCGAGGUGCACUUCACGGCGGAAAAAUCGGACUACUACCGUGUGCUGCGGGACGCGGAAGCGCGUGCGAAGGCACAACGGAAGAACAUCUGGAAGGAUUACGUCGAGAAGGCGGCAGUGGAGGAAGAAAAGGACGAGAUUGAAGACACGCCGGAUGUGAACACGCCCGCGGAACGGAAGGUGAAGUACGAGAGCGUGGUCGUGACGGAAGUGACGCCCGAGCUGCAAUUCUACGCCCAGCACACGGACCAGGGCGCCAAGCUGGAGGAGCUGAUGACGAAGCUGCGCCAGGACUUCAAGGCGAUGCCGCCGGUAACGGGCUCGUACGCACCGAGACGUGGCGAUAUGUGUGCGGCCAAGUUCUCCGAGGACGACGAGUGGUACCGUGCAAAGGUGGAGAAGGUAGAAAAGGGCGGUAACGUGUCGAUUCUUUACAUCGACUACGGCAAUCGUGAGAACGUUCCUUCGACUCGCCUUGCAAUGCUCCCGCCAACCUUUAUCUCGGAGAAACCGUUCGCGCAUCUGUACGUGCCGGCUUUGUUGCUACUGCCGACCGAUGCCGACGAUCGUGCCGAAGCCGUGAAAGCGUUCUCGCAAGACGUGCUGAACCGAACGCUCAACAUGAACGUCGAAUAUCGCAUCGCUGGUACUGAGUACGUGACGUUGGUUGAUCCUAGCACGAAGGGCGACAUUGCCGAGGAUCUAAUUGCUGAUGGUUACUUGAUCGCGGACAAGAACAAGAAGGAUCGCAGAUUGACCAAGCUGAUUGCGGACUACAAGGAUGCAGAGCAGAAGGCCCGCAAGCAUCAUAAGGGCAUCUGGCAGUACGGUGAUAGCACCGAAGACCAGGCCGGAGAGUUUGGCCUCAGCCGUUAAUGGCGCCGGCCAGCGCUCUCCCAUGCUGUUCAUCCUCAGACAGUUUCGUCCAUUCUCGUUCAU
This is a messenger RNA of Anopheles marshallii, 2820 nucleotides long. RefSeq names its product staphylococcal nuclease domain-containing protein 1 (gene Tudor-SN). The transcript has 7 exons. Gene Ontology annotation, molecular function: nuclease activity; RNA binding. Lineage: Eukaryota; Metazoa; Arthropoda; Insecta; Diptera; Culicidae. The record is from RefSeq and is a predicted model, not a curated record. Gene Ontology annotation, biological process: mRNA catabolic process; regulatory ncRNA-mediated gene silencing. Gene Ontology annotation, cellular component: cytosol; nucleus; RISC complex. Bases 1 to 2757 code for a protein of 918 amino acids.